ACCAGCGAUGAUAGGGGUCGAGUUUUAUCAAUUUUCGUUAAAAAGAUUUCCGUGAACAAGGAUGGUCAUGAGAGAGGAAGAAAUCAUAGGAAAACAGGAAAGCCCUCUAGCUGCACCGCUUAUUUUACUUAUUGUCUUCGCAUUUCAGUACGUUUCGCGAUGGGUCCAGCAACGGAAGAUGAAAGGAUACAGGAGUGAUAAAGAAAUGCAAUUGCGGGGAGAAAUAAAACAAAUUUUGAAAGAGGCCAGCUCUUUGUCGCAGCCAUCAACAUUUGCACAAGCUGUGAAGCUGAGGAGGUUGGCAGCUGCUAAGGAGAAGGAAAUUGCAAAUCAUAAAGAAUUACAGUGCAGGGAGAUAAAAUCGUCUUAUGAUCUAUAUUUGAAAGUUUUGUCAAUUUCAAAGGUUGUUGUAUAUUUUGUGCUCAUUUGUUGGUUUUGGAGGACUCCCAUAGCUGCUGUUUCCCGGCCACUUGUGCAACCUUUUGGGAAAUUUUUAUCUUGGAGAACUGGAGGUGUUUCAAAUAACAAUGUUCUGGUUGGGAUUAUACCUUGGCUUAUAUUGUCCACCAGGGUUAGCAAAUAUGUUUGUGAACUCUUCAAGUAGAGUAAGGACUAGUAAUCUGCAUUUCUUGCAGACAGAAUAAUUCCGCAGCAAGUUUUUUUAUUUUGGGAUUUUCAUAACCUUUUUCUGUAUUAUUCUACAUUAUUUUCUUUUUGUUUUCCAGUCUAUAUGUAAAUUCAAUUUUGCAGUA
Mangifera indica (mango) is the source of this 752-nucleotide messenger RNA. Its product is annotated as protein GET1-like. Gene Ontology annotation, biological process: tail-anchored membrane protein insertion into ER membrane. The transcript is spliced from 7 exons. NCBI's taxonomy places the organism in Eukaryota, Viridiplantae, Streptophyta, Magnoliopsida, Sapindales, Anacardiaceae. The record is from RefSeq and is a predicted model, not a curated record. Bases 62 to 604 code for a protein of 180 amino acids.